AUGACCGAUGAUUGUGAUAUGGUUGGUGAUUCUCCGAGCAAGGGCGGGUAUGAUAUUCCGAUGGACGUUUGCGGGCUGUGCGACCUAGAGGAUACUCUUGCGAACCUCUGCUGUGAGAAGAAGGGCAUGAAACUUCAUCAGCGGUGCUUCAACGCCAUUCGGGCGCACGACGCCUUCGUGGAGAAGGGAGCCCCAGAACAGGUCAAAGAAAAAAUGGAAAAUGAAUUUCAUAAUGAUCGUAAGGGAUGGAAGACUCGAGUUCUGCCCUGGGUGGAGCCUGAAAAAAGAGAUGCAGCUCGGACAGACACCAAGGCCAAGUUCAUGAGCAUACAGGACACCAUCAGCAAGGAGACGAAGAAGGACCUGAAUGACGAUUUGACCCUCAACUUGGUUCAGUUCCAGGCCUUCCACGGUUUCUGGAACCGCAUGUCCGACCCAGACAGCCUCAAAUUGUUCUGGAAAACGCACAAAGAACAAAAAGGGAUUGCCGACAUCAUGGAGAAUGGCCAGAGGAUUGCCCAGGUGAAGCAAACUGACAUUGCGCGCACCAGGCACUCGAAAGGCGUUAGCACGGUCGAUUCGAUGGCCAAGAUGACCCCCGUGGAUGAGAACACCUUCGAGAGCAAGCGGAGGCGGCUAACUGGGAAAACUAAAUUUGCUGGUGCACAACACGAGACCUCGUCCUCAUCGGACGACGACAAGAAAUCUAACAAGUCAAGUGGCAGGCGCAGCAUCGUGGACAUCAACAUCGACGACCAGACCAGGGAGCGCAAAUUGCCAACCCAGUCUGAAAUCAACGACUGCGAUCCCGUGAGGUUCAUGAUGAUGAAAACAAUGUGGCGCAAAAUGUCGGAUCACGUGUCCAAAGGAUUCCAAGACCCAUCGACGGGCUACAUCAAGCAGUUGAGGCAAGCAUCAGAAGGAGUUUCUCAAACUCAGGAGCGGGACCUACCAUUGCCCACGGCGACCUUGAUCACCAACCUGACUACUAUGUAUCAAGACCUCGACCAAGAGACUGAUAAGGUCAAACCUGCUAACAAGGCUACAUUCCUCAAGGUGGUCACAGACAUCGACGAGAAGAUGAAGAAGCUCGAAAACGAGAAGGGCUCGGUGAGGGACCAGCUCUCCGGCCUCAAAUUCAUCAAUGACGAGUCGAAGGACAAGAACAGGAAGGAGUACAUGAAUCACUACAACAAGUCAGUUAACAUCCAGAAGCGCUUGAUUAAAGGCCAGUUCGCCAAGGAGGUAGCCAACAUCUGGUCGAGGUCCCUGUACGCUGGCGUCGGGGAGGAGCAGAAGGCUGCGAUGCUUGGUGGAGUAGCAGACGCCUCCCAGAAGGACAAGGCCAAGGGCGGGAGGAAGGUGAAGCCGCUGAUGUUGCAAUGCCAGCCCACAUUGAAUUCUGAUCCUAUUGACUUCGAGAAGGUCGGCACCUGGACUGAUGGAGCUCUCUUCGGCGCUGUGAAGAAGUACAUGGCUACGAUCAAGGAGGUCAUCGAUUCCAAGAUCGAGGGCGUCGUGCAGGCGUUUGAUCAGAGGGGGUCCAAUUGGAUGGGAUGCCUGGGCCGCCUCAACGUCUCGCCCCCAGAAGAGCACGCGCUCGAUGUUCUUGGUGAUGGCUACUUCGAACUGGGCGCGAAGGAGUGGGUGCCGUGGCUCUGCACAGUGAGGGCCGACGCGUUCAGGUGCGGACCGUCCGCAUUCCCAUUGAACGGGUACUCUAGCUUAGUGAUCUCGCUCACCGAUAACAUGUAUUUUGUCCUACUUCCAGCUGCCAGCAUCAUCAACCAAGGCAUCAUCCUAGCCGACGCACCAAAGUUCUUGGCUUCUGAUGGCGCUACGUCCACGUUGGAGCGUGGCUACUUGGUGAAGGCGAAGAUUCACGAGAUCCUAUACGUGCCCUACGGCGUCAUCGUGCUACCACUCUUCUACCCGCAGAGCCGCGACAGCAACCAGAAGAACGAGCUGGGCCAUUGCAUGGUCUUGCCGCUGCUGCACCAGCAGCGCAUGAAGGCAGCGCCCACCUCGCUCACCACGGCUAUUUCCAGCACCAACCUCAGCUUUCUGGCCAGCCAGCCCCAGCAGAUGUACAAGGAUAGGGCCAAUGGGCUUCGCAAGUUUCAC
Prorocentrum cordatum is the source of this 2124-nucleotide messenger RNA. Lineage: Eukaryota; Dinophyceae; Prorocentrales; Prorocentraceae. The record is from the annotation of a GenBank genome assembly.